Messenger RNA from Linum tenue, 1844 nucleotides. The record is from the annotation of a GenBank genome assembly. NCBI's taxonomy places the organism in Eukaryota, Viridiplantae, Streptophyta, Magnoliopsida, Malpighiales, Linaceae.
GGCUGGAGGUGGGGAACAUAGAUCUGUUAGUAUUAGUGUUGGGUAGUUGUCUUCAUUGUUGUUUGGCAAGAAAUUAGAAAAGAAGAAAAAUCCAAACAGCCCCUUAAAAGGUCGUUAGGAGUCUCUUUUUAGUCAAAGGGCACGUUGAUUGGAUAAAGUCGCCAUCAUUUCUGAAAACUGGUAAAGUAAAGAUCAUCCACUCAUUCCUCUCAAUCCUUUUACUGUCCAUCUUCACUAAUCUUCUACUCACUCGUCAAAUCGGCCGCCGAUGGCCGGAGCAGCAUCGCAGUUCCUCUUCCAUUCAUCUCCCCGCACCGCCAUCCGCCCUUCCCGCGCUUCUGCAAUUCGCGCCGGCGGCAACAACAACAACGGCAAAGAAACAGGAGAAAUUCGCGUCUGCACGAAUCGGACCUGCCGCAAGCAAGGCUCGUUCCAAACCCUAGAGAUUCUCACCGGAAUCGCUCCGCCGAGCGUGUCCGUCAAUUCCAGCGGCUGCUUGGGCCGCUGCGGCGCCGGCCCUAAUGUCGCCGUAUUGCCGCGAGGCCUGAUCAGAAACCACUGCGGCACCGCCGCCCAAGCUGCUUCCUUGAUGUGCGAAUCCAUCGGCGCGAGCUCUGCCGACGUGGCGAACACGCUGGAGGCGUUCACUAUUCGGAAGAGAGCGGAAGCGGAGAUGGAGAAAGGGGAUUUCGCAGAAGCCGAGAUCUUGCUCUCAAGGGCUAUAGGUUUGAAACCAUUUGGUGGACUUCACAUUAUGCUCAAGUUCAGGUUUGUUUGCUAAUGUGCUGAUGAACAUCUCAAACUACUGAUCACGAUGAGCAUUUGGGGGCGAACAAUAGAGAAAUUGCUUUAAAUCUCACUCAGAAUUUCUCCCCUGAAGGAAGGUCGGCUGCUAGAUUGGGGACGGGUGACAACUCGGGUGCUCUUGAAGAUGCCAGGAAAGCUUUGGAACUGGCUCCUCGAUAUCCUGAGGCUUAUUUGUGCGAAGGUGAUGCUUUCAUGGCAAUGGAGCAAUAUGAUGCAGCUGAGGAAUCGUACUCAAUUUGCUUGCAGAUAGAACCUACCAUGCGCCGCUCCAAGUCGUUUAAGAAGAGAGUUUCUAAUCUUCAAGAGAAGUUGACUGCUUCAGAGAUGCCUUGAGUGGGCAAUGGAGCCGACAUCUAAUAAAAUUGGAGCGACACGAGCAAACAGAUCCGUCACUGAUGUUAGUAGAUUGAAGUUUUGCUAUUCCCUUGUACUGUGUUAGUCAUGUUGUAACUGCAAUUUUCUUUAUGAAUGGGUUUCAACAAACCGCUGAGACACACACACCAUGGUUUUGACUUGUGACUACUUUGUGGCAAUUGGAAAUAUGAAAGGAUUCUUCAUUCAGUAGAGGCAUUCAUCUGCUGUCCCAGUUGGGAGCGCAAGCUGCCAUGCCUGUACAUUCUCUACCUGGAUAUGACUCCGAUUCAGCUCCCCCAGGAAAAUGCAAUGCCGAUUGAGGGAAGCGAUUCGCGGAGAAGCUGCAGAACAUCAAUACGUUUGGCAUCCUUCAGAGACUUCUGCCUGAAGAUUUGCAGGGAGAUGGAAGACAACCCAAAUAUAAUGUCACAUCAGCUGUGUAUCACAUAGCUUUGACAGGUUUAUUGCCAGAGAUCAUUUUCUCAAUCUACCAUAUAGUCAAGAUGCCACAAGCAAACUAUUAGUCAGCAAGAGAUUAACAUCCUCCAACAGCAGCUUCCUUGAAACUUUCUUGCACCAUCACCAAGCUCCAGUUGUCAUCCUCCAUCGAACUUGAGAAGAUCAACAUUUUCACAACUUCUAGUAUCUCUCGCAGCCAAAAAAAAAAAUCAACUGCUCAGUAG